Lathyrus sativus (Indian pea) is the source of this 1146-nucleotide messenger RNA. NCBI's taxonomy places the organism in Eukaryota, Viridiplantae, Streptophyta, Magnoliopsida, Fabales, Fabaceae. The record is from the annotation of a GenBank genome assembly.
AUGAAUUUACUCCGGCGAGUAUGGUGUUCAUCGAACUCGGUGUUACUCCGUCAUCGAUAUCGACAUAGCAGUUACUAUUCCACCACCACUCGUAAAUCCCAAUCCAAGUUUUCAAAACCCACCGAGAUUCCAUUUCAACCCAAACUCGCCAACUCUGUCAACCUAAUCGGCUCCGUUAACAAGCCAGUUCAGUUUGAAAUUUCUCCCGACGGAAACCCCUUCGCCGCCACCGUUAUCUCUAGUCUUGAUCAUAAUCCUUCUUCCCUUUUGAUUCCCGUUAUAUUUCAAGGCGAUUUAGCUCAUACCGCUAACUUUCAUCUCAAACAAAACGAUGUUGUUCAUGUUGUUGGACAAAUUAGUACUGAUUCUAAGCAUUCCGAACCUCAAUACCAGUUUCAGGUUAUGGCGCAAAGCCUUAACUUUGUUCAAGAUUAUCCUCUGGUGAAGAAGGCUUCUUUAACUUCUAAGCAAAAAUUGGAUUCUUCUUCUGAAAAAGACGAUGAAGAAAUCAAGUCAUUGGAAAAGGAUAUCCAUUCCGAGCAAACCGAGGAACUUGACAAAAGGAAAUCCUGGAAGGAUGUCCUUAAUAAACCUAGUAGAUGGCAGGUUGUUCAUUCAACAAAGGAGAGUCCAAAAGGUGCAGCGCUCGAAAGCAAGACAGAUGGUGAAUUACAACCUGAACUGAAACAAACAAUAACCACCACAAAGAAAUACCCCGACUAUUUGUCAAAUUCUUGGGACUACCUACUAAAUGAUCCAAAACAGUGGCUGGAUUUCCGUGACAGCAAACGCAGUGGAUUGGUGAGUCCAAGGUACCCUGACUUCAAGCGCAAGGAUGGCAGCGUUCCCAUCUGGAUUGACAAGGCUCCAGAGUGGGUUCUGUCUAAACUAGAAGAACUGGAAUUUGACGUUCCAGCUGUUAAAUCCAAACAAGCAAAGGACAGUAAAGGUGAUGAGUCCUGGAAUGAUUUGUUGCAAAAUCCAGCUAAAUGGUGGGAUAAUAGAUUAGACAAGAGGAAUCCAAGAGGUCCAGAUUUCAAACACAAAGAUACUGGUGUAGGGCUGUGGCUUAAUGAUUCACCAAGUUGGGUGUUACCAAAAUUGCCACCCGUGAAGCCUAAACAAGAAAGUGCUCAAACUAGCUGA